Molecule: messenger RNA, 6124 nt
Organism: Anolis sagrei ordinatus
Lineage: Eukaryota; Metazoa; Chordata; Lepidosauria; Squamata; Anolidae
Gene: GPT2
Product: glutamic--pyruvic transaminase 2
Biological process (GO): biosynthetic process
Molecular function (GO): L-alanine:2-oxoglutarate transaminase activity; pyridoxal phosphate binding
Source: RefSeq, a predicted model, not a curated record
CCGGGGGUCCGGGCGGGGAGGCCCCCGUGGCGGCGGUGGAAGAGCGCCAAAGCCCAGGCCUCGCCCGUGAAGGUGGAGAAGCAGCAUCAGAGCCGGGAGAAGAUCCUCACCUUGGAGUCCAUGAACCCGCAGGUGAAGGCGGUGGAGUACGCCGUCCGCGGGCCCAUCGUCCUCAAGGCCGGAGAGAUCGAGAACGAGCUCCGGAAGGGAAUCAAAAAGCCUUUCACGGAGGUUAUCAAGGCCAAUAUUGGGGAUGCACACGCAAUGGGACAGCAGCCCAUCACUUUCCUUCGCCAGGUAGUUGCACUCUGUACUUAUCCAAACCUCUUGGACAGCCCAAGUUUCCCAGAAGACUCUAAGAAGAGGGCCAGGCGGAUAUUGCAGGGUUGCGGCGGAAACAGCUUAGGUUCUUAUAGUGCCAGCCAAGGAGUGAACUGUAUCCGUGAAGACGUGGCGGCGUACAUCGAAAGGCGAGACGGAGGAGUUCCGGCCGAUCCAGAAAACAUCUACUUGACAACUGGAGCCAGCGAUGGCAUUGCUACUAUUCUAAAGAUCCUGGUUUCCGGAGGAGGGAGAUCCCGGACGGGAGUGAUGAUCCCGAUCCCCCAGUAUCCUUUGUAUUCGGCUGCUAUUUCCGAACUGGAUGCCAUCCAGGUGAACUAUUACCUGGACGAAGAGAACUGUUGGGCCCUCGAUGUGGACGAGCUGCGCCGGUCCUUGAACGAAGCCAAAGCUUAUUGCAAUCCCAAAGUCCUUUGCAUCAUUAACCCAGGGAAUCCAACAGGUCAGGUUCAGAGCAGAAAAUGCAUUGAAGACGUAAUACACUUUGCCUGGGAGGAGAAAUUGUUCCUUCUGGCCGAUGAGGUUUACCAAGACAAUGUCUACUCGGAGAGCUGCCAGUUCCACUCCUUCAAAAAGAUCCUUUACGAAAUGGGGCCAGAUUACUGCAACAACGUGGAACUUGCCUCCUUCCAUUCCACGUCCAAGGGAUACAUGGGCGAGUGUGGUUACAGAGGGGGCUACAUGGAGGUGGUGAACUUGCACCCAGAUAUAAAAGGGCAACUCGUGAAGCUUCUGUCCGUCCGCCUCUGUCCUCCGGUUUCUGGUCAAGCCGCCAUGGACAUUGUCGUGAACCCCCCAGUCCCUGCGGAGGAAUCCUAUGCACAGUUCAUUAAGGAGAAGGAGUCUGUUCUGAACAACCUUGCCAGAAAGGCCAAACUGACGGAAGACAUGUUCAACCAAGUCCCAGGGAUCCACUGCAACCCGCUCCAAGGAGCCAUGUAUGCUUUUCCCCGGAUAUUUAUUCCUUCCAAGGCUAUCGAGGCAGCCAAGGUUCAUAAAAUGGCUCCCGACAUGUUCUACUGUAUGAAACUUCUGGAAGAAACAGGCAUCUGCGUCGUUCCAGGGAGUGGAUUUGGCCAAAGAGAAGGAACGUACCACUUUAGGAUGACUAUUCUGCCUCCAGUAGAGAAGUUAAAAAUAUUGUUGGAGAAAGUGAAAGACUUCCACAUAAAGUUCCUAGAAGAAUACUCUUAAACAAAACAAAGACUUUUUUCUUUCUUUCGUUCUUUCUUUCUUUCCCAGAAACUGUGAAUCUGGAAAGUCAAACAAAAGCUGUGAUUAGGGGGGGAAAUAAUGUUGGUUUCUUGAUCCUCUUUAAUGAAACCCACAACAGAAUCACUGCAGCCCAGCUCUGAGCUUCUGAGUGCAUCCAUAGAAAAAUUGAGUAUGCUUUAAUAUUAUGGAAAGGAAUGGAAAUGAAAAAAAGGGACUUUUCAAAAAGAGUACAAUUUUGUGCCUUGAUCAGAAAUGACGGAAAUUGCAUCGCUGGCAGCCCUGAUGAGAUAAGGCGGUUUUAAUAAGAAUUUACUGGCAGCAUUACUACUAGAAAACAGUGACAUUGUGACACUCGAGUUUGCUCUUCGAUAGGAAACCAAAAUUGGAUGUGACCAAUACCAAGAGCUUAGUGUGAUUAAAAACUAUGGGCAGAAAAAAAGAAAUAAAUUAGCAAAACAUCCCCUUUCUAGCUAUUCUGUUUUUUGAAAAAAUGUAGUUAUAUUAUCUGGGGCAGUGUAUGAUUUUGUUUGUUCUUGUGUGACUUCCAUUAAUGUCUCUUAAGAGAGUUUGGGAGAUGUGGUUGUAAAGUGUGCCCCGUGGUUUGAGACAAAUACAUUAGAGUGCUAUGCUACACCGGUCAGAAACGACGGCCCAAAUCCCAUUGUGAGUCUUGAUUAGAGUAACCCCAUUGAAUCAGUUGGAUUUACAUGCGUGCCUCACUUUGCAUCAAUUAAAUUAAUAAGUAGACUUUAGUAAUUGGUUGUAUCUACAGGGUCAAGCAGUGGUUCCAAACCUUUGGGCCUCCAGAUGUUUUGGAAUUCAACCCCCAGAAAUCCCAGUCGGCUUACCAGCUGUUAGGAACUGUGGGAGUUCAAGUCCAAAACACCUGGAGGCAACCACUGUGUUAGAGUGAAUGCCGUUGGAUGCCACUUUCACUGCCGUGGCUCAAUGCUAUGGAAGCCUGGGAGUUGUAGUUUUGCAUGACUUUUAGCCUUCCAUGCCCAAGAGUGUUGGUGCCACGCCAAACUACAACUCCCAGCAUCCCAUAGCACUGCCGUGGCAGUUACCAAACACCUGGAGGCAACCACUGCGGUAGAGUGAAUGCCGUUUGACGUCACUUUAACUGCCAUGGCUCAAUGCUAUGGAAGCCUGGGAGUUGUAAUUUUACAUGACUUUUACCCUUCCAUGCCCAAGAGUGUUGGUGCCACACCAAACUACAACUCAUAGUAUCCCAUAGCACUGUUCCAUGGCAGUUAAAGUAGUGUCAAACUGCAUUCAUUGUACACUAUAGAUGCAUCAAUAGUUAACUUGUUUGCGGAUGAUAUACUAUUCUUGGCUAAUCUCUUAAUAAGCCAACUGGAUUCCAAUUUUCUGUUUCAGGAUUCAAAGAGUGGAGGAAGCUGUGACUCUCCAAAUGUUGGUGUACUCGAUCUCUCAUGAGCCCUUGAUUCUUGGAAAUGGGAGCUGUAGUCCAACAACUUAUGGAAGGUCACAGAUAUUCUUGAUGGAACCAAUGGCCAAAAUUGUGCUCCAACAUCUCAACGAACAGUGGAUGCUUUUGCCACUAAAUUAGGGUCUUUGCAUGGAAUCUACGCAAUAGAGUGAAUGACAUUAGAUGCCACUUUAACUGCCAUGGGUCAAUGCUAUGGAAGCUGGGAGUUGUAGCUUUACAUGACUUUUACCCUUUCAUGCCAAAGAGUAUUGGUGCCACACCAAAUUACAACUCCGAGCAUCCCAUAGCACUGUGCCAUGGCAGUUAAAGUAGCCUCAAACUGCAUUCCUUGUACACUAUAGAUGCACCAAUAGUUAACUUGUUUGCAGAUGAUAUACUAUUCUUGGCUAAUCUCUUAAUAAGCCAACUGGAUUCCAGUUUUCUGUUUCAGGAUUCAAAGGGUGGUGGAAGCUGUGACUCUCCAAAUGUUGGUGUACUCCAUCUCCCAUGAGCCCUUGACUCUGGGAAAUGGGAGCUGUAGUCCAACAGCUUAUGGAAGGUCACAGAAAUUCUUGAUUGAACAAAUGGCCCAGAUUGUGCUCCAACAUCUCAACAAACAGUGGAUGCUUUUGCCACUAAACUAGCAAGCAUCAGCAUUUUGCAUGGAAUCUACGCAGUAGAGUGAAUGACAUUAGAUGCCACUUUAACUGCCAUGGCUCAAUACUAUGGCAGCCUGGGAGUUUUUAGUUUUAUAUGAUUUUUAGCUUUCCAUCCCCAAGAGUAUUGGUGCUGCACCAAGCUACAACUCCCAGCAUCCCAUAACACUGUGCCAUGGCAGUUACAGUAGUGUCAAACUGCGUUCAUUGUACACUAUAGAUGCACCAAUAGUUAACUUGUUUGCAGAUGAUAUCAUACUAUUCUUGGCUAAUCUCUUAAUAAGACAACUGGAUUCCAACUCUCUGUUUUAGAAUUAGAAGGGUGGAGGAAGCUGUGACUAUAGUAUCCCAUAGCACUGUUCCAUGGCAGUUAAAAUAGUGUCAAACUGCAUUCAUUCUACAGUGUAGAUGCACCAAUAGUUAACUUGUUUGCAGAUGACAUCAUCCUAUUCUUGUCUAAUCUCUGGAUUCCAAUUUUUUGUUUCAGGAUUAGAGUGGUGUUGGAAGUUGUGACUCUCCAGAUGUUAGUGUACUCCAUCUCCCAUAAGCCCUUGACUCUGGGAAAUGGGAGCUGUAGUCCACCAACUUAUGGAAGGUCACAUAUAUUCUUGAUUAAAUAAAUGGCCAAAAUUGUUCUCCGACAACUCAAUGAACAGUGGAUGCUUUUGCCACUAAACUAGCAAGCAUCAGGGUCUUUGCUUGGAAUCUACGUAGUUUCAAAUGUUCAAAAGCAAUGCUUUUGGAUUUGGAAAGAUUAGCCGUUUACAAGAAACAUUGCAUGGGGGACACCCGACUGUAUUUACUCAGUCUUCGAGGAGGCUCUUUCCAUGUCCCCCAUCUAAGCGGUAGUGAAUGCUGUUUGAUGCCAUUUUAACUGCCAUGGCUCAGUGCUAUGGAAGCCUGGGAGUUAUAGUUUUACAUGAAUUUUAGACUUCCAUGCCCAAGAGUGUUGGUGGCACACCAAACUACAAGUCAUAGUAUCCCAUAGCACUGUUCCAUGGCAGUUAAAGUAGUGUCAAACUGCAUUCAUUGUACACUAUAGAUGCACCAAUAGUUAACUUGUUUGCAGAUGAUAUCAUACUAUUCUUAGCUAAACUCUUAAUAAGCCAACUGGAUUCCAAUUCUCUAUUUCAGGAUUUAAAGGGUGGUGGAAGCUGUGACUCUUCAAAUGUUGAUGUACUCCAUCUCCCAUGAGCCCUUGAUUCUGGGAAAUGGGAGCUGUAGUCCAACAACUUAUGGAAGGUCACAGAUAUUCUUGCUGAAAUAAAUGGCCAAAAUUGUGCUCCGACAACUCAAUGAACAGUGGAUGCUUUUGCCACUAAACUAGCAAGCAUCAGGGUCUUUGUGUGGAAUCUACGCAGCAGAGUGAAUGCUGUUGGAUGCCACUUUAACUGCCAUGGCUCAAUGCUAUGGAAGCCUGGGAGUUGUAGUUUUACAUGUCUUUUAGCCUUCCCUCCCCAAGACUGUUGGUGCCGCACCAAACUACAACUAAUAGUAUGCCAUUGCACUGUUCCAUGGCAAUUAAAAUAGUGAAGAUACACCAAUAGUUAACUUGUUUGCAGAUGAUAUCAUCCUAUUCUUAUCUAAUCUCUGGAUUCCAUUUUUGUUUGUUUCAGGAUUAGAGGGGUGGUAGAAGCUGUGACUCUCCAAAUAUUGGUGUACUUCAUCUCCCAUGAGCCCUUGACUCUAGGAAAUGGGAGCUGUAGUCCAACAACUUAUGGAAGGUCACAGAUAUUCUUGAUUGAAUAAAUUGCCAAAAUUGUGCUCUGACAUUUCAACAUCCCCGUUGCCCUAAGAACGCCCGGAUGUUUGGUGUUUUGCCAUCCUUGUGGGAGUCUUCUCUCAUGUCCCUGCGUGGGGAGCUGGAGCUGACAGAGGGAGCUCAACCUGUUCUCCCCGGAUUUGAACUGCUGUUGGUCAGCCGUCCUGCUGGCACAAAGGUUGAACCCAUUGUGCCAAGGAGGGCUCCAAACAAUUGAUAUCAAUGUUGGGCAUACCAAUAGAUUUCAGGCCUUUAUAUUUGUGUUUUUCAAUCCUACAAUCCUACAAAUAUGGGAAUGCACGACCCUGAAUGUAUAGAAGAUGUAACUUGAUGGUACUUUGUUAUUUGGCAUGAUUUCUUAAGCAUUGUGUAGCGGAAGCAGAGCAAAAUCUCAGCUAUAGUAACCUAACUUAAGCAACGCUGUAGUAACUUCCACUCUAGGAAUGUUGCAGUCGAAAGGCAGAUCUCAAAACAAAUGCACUAUUUUCCCUCAAAUCUUUAGGCUCGCUGCUUGGGAGAGGCUGCCAUUAAUGAACAUGUAGUGCUCCGAUCGUGGUAGUUACGACAUAUUUUUUAAAUAUUUUUGUAAGUGAAGAUUUUUUUCAUAGGUUCGAAAAGGGUGGGUGGGAAGGAGAGUAUUUGUAGUCUCAAUAAACCAAUGGGUUUUAUAUUUACCUUGUGUUUACGCCCAGUGUUCCUGACCAAAAAAAAGGAAAA